AUGAAUUCACUCGGUGCGGCCAACUAUCAGUUUGGGCUUGAUCUUUUCAAAGAGCUGAGGAAAACAAACGAAGGCAACAUCUUCUUUUCCCCUGCGAGCAUCUUGACAGCCAUCGGCAUGCUUCACCUGGGGGCCCGAGCGAGCACGGCCCGGCAGUUAGGGCAGGUGUUUCACACUGAAAAAGACACGGAAAGCUCAAGAAUAAAUGCUGGAGAAAAAGAGGUGAGGACCCAUGAGGAAGAGUCAAAGAAGAUUGAGAAGACAGAAGAGAUACAUCAGCAGCUCCAGAAGUUUUUGACUGAGAUGAACAAACCCACAAAUGAUCAUGAACUGAGCAUAACCAACAGGCUGUUUGGAGAAAAGACAUACCUUUUCCUUCAAAAAUACUUAGAUUAUGUUGAAAAAUAUUACCAUGCUUCUCUGGAACCUGUUGAUUUUGUAAAUGCUGCAGAAGAAAGUCAAAAGAAGAUUAAUUCCUGGGUUGAAAGCCAAACUCAUGAAAAAAUCAAGAACCUGUUUCCAGAUGGCUCUCUUAGCAGUGCCACCAAGCUGGUGCUGGUGAACACAGUUUAUUUUAAAGGACAAUGGGACACGGAAUUUAAGAAAGAAAAUACCAAGGAGGAGGAAUUUUGGCUGAAUAAGGGCACAAGUAAAUCUGUGCUGAUGAUGAAACAACACCAUUCCUUUAAAUUCACCUUCUUAGAAGACUUGCAGGCCAAAAUUCUGGGAAUUCCAUACAAAGGCAAGGACCUAAGUAUGUUCGUGCUGCUGCCAAAUGACAUAGAUGGACUGGAGAAGAUUAUAGAUAAAGUAACUCCUGAGAAGUUGAUAGAAUGGACUAGCCCAAGGCAUCUGGAAGAAAAGAAUGUGAACUUGAGCUUGCCGCGGUUCGAAGUGGAAGACACUUACGACCUUGCAGCGGCCCUGGCCGCCCUGGGGAUGGCGGAUGUCUUCAGCGAGCAGGCGGCGGACUUUUCAGCAAUGUCCGCGAGGUCUGGGCUGCACGCCCAGAGCUUCCUGCACAGCUCCUGGAUGGUGGUGACCGAGGGAGGCACCGAGGCCGCAGCCGCCACCGGCAUGGGCCUCGCCAGCACAUCCGCCGGAGGUUUUGAAAACGUUCACUGCAAUCAUCCUUUCCUGUUCUUCGUCAGGCACAACGAGACCGACAGCAUCCUCUUCUUCGGCAGAUUUUCUUCUCCUUAG
Choloepus didactylus (southern two-toed sloth) is the source of this 1203-nucleotide messenger RNA. RefSeq names its product serpin family B member 13 (gene SERPINB13). The transcript has 8 exons. Bases 1 to 1203 code for a protein of 400 amino acids. NCBI's taxonomy places the organism in Eukaryota, Metazoa, Chordata, Mammalia, Pilosa, Megalonychidae. The record is from RefSeq and is a predicted model, not a curated record. Gene Ontology annotation, molecular function: serine-type endopeptidase inhibitor activity.